UCACCACCUCCGAGUAUAAAAGACCGAGCAGCCAGACCAACAGCAUCAUUCAACCAACAGUUUUCCAUCUGAGCAGAUCAUCAGCAUCCACUCUCCAAAAUGUUCGCCGAGACCGCUCUUGUUUCCAACUUCAACGGAGUGCCGGAGAAGAAACCUCUCACCGGCGCCUCCACCAACAUGAAGAAGCUGCUGAAGACCAUCAAGAAGAUCUUCAAGAACUCCAAGCCCGCAAAGGAGAUCCCGGUCUCCAACAUUCUCCACUCCUGUCACAACGAGGAGGAGCACCAGAACUGGCUCAACGAGCAACUCGAGGCCAAGGCCAUCAGCCUUCUCCAUUGAGUUCAUCUGGGAAAUUCCCCUCCACCGAGAAUCUGUGAUGUGACCCGAUCAAAAGGUCUAUAAAUCGGCACGUCGGCUUUAAACUCCAACUGUGAUGAUGAGAACACGAGACUGACUAACUUGUGUGCCUCGGAAGCAAGAAAACUUCUUCGCUUCCGCCAACUGUAUAUAUCAACGUCUUCAAUAAUGCUUUAACUUAGCUGUAAUCAUUGUCUUCCACUAGUUUUAAGCAAAUCAUUGUCUUCCAUGUUUGUUUAGGGUCAAAAUUAGCUUAAGAAUAAAAAUCCCUCGAGGAAAAAGAAA
Molecule: messenger RNA, 642 nt
Organism: Drosophila ficusphila
Lineage: Eukaryota; Metazoa; Arthropoda; Insecta; Diptera; Drosophilidae
Exons: 1
Coding region: 100-339 (79 amino acids)
Source: RefSeq, a predicted model, not a curated record